AUGCCGAGUAAAUACUCGCACAGCGUCGUCCUGGCCAGUUACUCCAGUCGGGGUAUCGUCGGCCUGGCCAACGACGAGAAACGCGGGAACCAGAAGCCAGUCAAGCCAUCUCGGGUUCUGGCCGGUAAAUCGCCACAACCUCAUCAACCUGAUUUGGCGAUGAAGCCAGGGCCACGGGCUUCUCCUGGAUCUUCGUAUCAUGCUCGUCUCUCGACACUGUCGCCAAAAUCUCCAGCACAAAGAUUUUUGAAAGGGAAAUAUGGUCUCUUUACUAGUAGCACGGCAACCACCCAACGGGAUUCAAAGAAGGAAAUAUCCACCAAUGUCAGAUCAAUGGGUGCGACUGAGGGAUCUCGUCCGUCGACCAGGGAGCGAAUGGUAAUCUUGGACUCGGACAGUGAAGAGACUGUGGGCGGGAUCGCAGUCAACUCCUUUCAGUCUCACGUCUCUGGUCCAGCCAAUAGAGUAUUUCCGGCUUGUUCUCCGACAGCCUCACCACCAGGUCCCCAAGCUGAAAGUCCGGACCUCAAUACCCACCGAAGUCCAUCUAGAGCAGGGGAAACCCUACCAGACCAUACCGAUAGUGGAUUCUUGAGCCUUGAUGAGACACCAGCCUCGCACGUUGCUGCCCAGAAGUUGUCAAUUGGACAAUCUGCAAUCCGAUCCAAGAGACGAUCAAAGUCUUCAAAGGCAGUCCGCCACAAUGAUACGCUGCACAAUAAUCCCAGGCUUCAGACUCCGGCACAACCCUCGCGGCUCGAAGAAACUGGCCGACAGACUCUUAGCCGAGCAAAUAUCAGUUUCAUUGACUUGUCUGAUGAUGAGGUCAGUGGUAAAUCCCACGCACAUACUCCUCGCAGCUCACUGGAUAAAUCACCGUCAACGCAUACCUUGACCUCAGAAGUUGUCCUACCAGGUUCCACACUUUUCAAUGCAUCAACCGGCCUCCGCCUCCAUGAUAUUGAUGGCAGCCUUACUCUUGGAACGAGGCGAGCGACACAAGACAAAUUGGCGAAUGGAACAAUUUGGCAUGGUAGUCUACCUGAACCGCAAGUCCGAAAGCGGCCUCUCAGUAUGGGUAACAGUUAUCACGAAGCCCUACCUUUACACAAAACCGUUAUGCUCCGCAGAAGACAGACCGAGGAAUUCAUAAAGCCUGCAGUCUCGCGCAGUCCGACCCUAGAGCCUCGCGAUCUAUCUUGGUUACUGCUAGACGUGGGACUGGACGACCAACUGCAAGAUGAUGAUCAUGACGAGGAUCAGACGCUUCCACACAUUACCUUGGAGUCCCCCGAUUCUGAAGCUCACGCGGAGGUCACGAUUGCAGGCCUGGAAUCUAGCUCCUCCUCGCCUGACCCUUCAAGACUGGAGCAUGUUGAGAUUGACUUCUCUAAACGUGCUAACAGAACCAAGAACGGAUUAUCCUACUAUCUCCCGGACGAUGCUACGACGAACGUGUAUCUUCACAGACACAAAUAUGACUCGGCGCAUGAUUAUCCGGCUCAAAAUGACCUUAGGCGAAAGUCGCUACCGCCAUUGAGUACCUCGUGGUCUAGUCGGAGAGGAGAGGAAAACUUGUGGUCACCCAACCCAGUUAAAUCAGCUCCGACGUCUGCUCAGGGUGAGGUCCGGCAUCAAGCAAGAAUCUCGGUCCUCAAUUCCAGUCCGGCCAAGCCCGAACCCGAACUCCAGACUUGUCCAGUCACAGAGUUGUCUGAUCAACCCACUUUAAGGCCCAAAUUGAAAUCAGAAGAAGAGAUGAGGAUGAAGAUCCCGACUCCUAUCCCAUCUCCUUCACAGUCGGAGACAUCUCCUAAAAUGUCAGCUAAGAGGAUGGUCAAGUCAUCAUCGGGACCGACUCAUCGAGCACAUCGAGUAUCAUGGCCUGCGACAGUGCCCGAAUUCGGGGUACCCUCAAUCACUCGACAUGAUGAGUCGACACCGCACAUCCAUGAGCAGUGCGAGUCAACCCUUGACUCACGAUUGACAUCAGCGUCCACACAGAAACAGAAAAUCGGGCCGAACGCGAUACGGAGACUGGCAUCGUUUCCCCGGUUCACAAGGCUGGGAAUUCCUGCACAACAAGAGAAAGACGAGGCGCAUACCAGGGUGAUGGAGAACCAGCAAGAAGAAGAUGAUAAUUGGGCGUUACCGAGCAUCCCUAUUUCAAAGGAAGCUGCUUCACGGGCCAAACUAUUGGAGUUAUUGGCAAUAGAGGCGGAGGCUGAAUCCAGGCACGAAUCCAAAGCAUCGAAACCCUGGCGUGAGUAUCCUCCGGAUCUGAGCAGUCAAUUGCGAAAUGUGGACAGCCAGACUGGACACAGCAGCGACCUAGACGAUGUCAUCUCUCUGUUUUCUGAUGCCCAUGACAUUCCAAUCGACAUCCAGGCCGACUACUCACACGACGUUCACACCAUGGGAGACGAGGUAGAGGAUGAUCCCGAUGCAGCUCUUCCUCCACCAGAUAUAUCGCGCCACCGGGCAGAUCGUUCUAGCUCGCGAAAUGCGCAUAAUCGUCUUUCCCAAUCUUCUCUCACCGCGCUGCCUCGCAUGGCAAAUGCAAAAAUAGCGAUCCAUCGACUUUCCCGCACCACAUGGGAUGACAUAACGAAACAGAUGCCCUGGGCUUCGACUCCCACUUCAUCUGCGUCCGCGCCUGCGAAAACCACCAUACGACAGGAGAAGCAGGCGAAAAAGGCCAGGAUGAAAACGGCAAUGAGAGCUUUUUGGGGAAGAAUGAGGAGGCACAUCGAGAAUUGA
Fonsecaea pedrosoi CBS 271.37 is the source of this 2760-nucleotide messenger RNA. RefSeq lists its product as uncharacterized. The coding region runs from base 1 to 2760 and encodes 919 amino acids. The transcript has a single exon. The record is from RefSeq and is a predicted model, not a curated record. NCBI's taxonomy places the organism in Eukaryota, Fungi, Ascomycota, Eurotiomycetes, Chaetothyriales, Herpotrichiellaceae.